Molecule: messenger RNA, 1631 nt
Organism: Perognathus longimembris pacificus (Pacific pocket mouse)
Lineage: Eukaryota; Metazoa; Chordata; Mammalia; Rodentia; Heteromyidae
Gene: Ift57
Product: intraflagellar transport 57
Exons: 11
Coding region: 132-1421 (429 amino acids)
Biological process (GO): non-motile cilium assembly; intraciliary transport
Cellular component (GO): centrosome; Golgi apparatus; cilium
Source: RefSeq, a predicted model, not a curated record
GACCGGUUGCCCUGCGGUCGCCUGGUAACGGGUCGCCGCUGUCCUGGCAGCCUCUGCGCCAGCGGCAUAGGCCGCGGAGCUCCGGUGGGCCCGAGCCCACCUCACGUCGCACUCCUUCGGUCAGCCCCGCCAUGGCUGCGGCUGCAGCAGUAGUCUCGCCGUCGGGGUUGGAAGAUGGGGUGUCGCGGUCUCGCGGCGAUGGGGCUGGGGAGAUGGGAGUGGAGCGCGGCCCCGGCGCGGCCUACCACAUGUUCGUGGUGAUGGAGGACUUGGUGGAGAAGUUGAAGCUACUCUGCUACGAGGAGGAGCUCCUCCGGAAGAACAACCUGAAGCCCCCGUCCAGACACUAUUUUGCUCUGCCUACAAACCCUGGUGAACAGUUCUACAUGUUUUGCACUAUUGCUGCUUGGCUGAUUAACAAAACUGGACAUCCUUUUGAGCAGCCUCAAGAAUAUGAUGACCCUAAUGCAACAAUAUCUAGCAUAUUAUCUGAGCUUCGGUCAUUUGGGAGAACUGCUGACUUUCCCCCUUCAAAAUUAAAGUCAGGUUAUGGAGAGCACGUAUGCUAUGUUUUGGAUUGUUUAGCUGAAGAAGCACUAAAAUAUAUUGGCUUCACCUGGAAAAGGCCAGCUUACCCAAUGGAAGAAUUAGAAGAAGAGGCUAUCGGAGAAGAUGAUGCAGAGCUAACACUAAGUAAAAUGGAUGAAGAAUUUGUGGAAGAGGAAACAGAUAAUGAAGAAAACUUUAUUGAUCUCAACGUUUUAAAGGCUCAGACCUAUCGCUUGGACAUGAACGAGUCUGCCAAACAAGAAGAUAUUUUGGAAUCUACAACAGAUGCUGCAGAAUGGAGUCUGGAAGUUGAACGUGUACUACCACAACUGAAAGUCACGAUUAGAACUGACAAUAAGGACUGGAGAAUCCAUAUUGACCAAAUGCACCAACACAAAAGUGGAAUUGAAUCUGCUCUAAAGGAGACCAAGGGUUUCUUGGACAAACUCCAUAACGAAAUUAGUAGGACUCUGGAAAAGAUUGGCAGCCGAGAAAAGUACAUCAACAAUCAACUUGAGCACUUUGUUCAAGAAUACCGUGGAGCCCAAGCCCAGCUGAGUGAGGCAAAGGAGCGAUACCAGCAGGGAAAUGGUGGAGUAACUGAAAGGACCAGACUCCUGUCUGAGGUUACAGAAGAAUUAGAAAAAGUUAAACAAGAAAUGGAAGAAAAGGGCAGCAGUAUGACUGAUGGCGCUCCUUUGGUGAAGAUUAAGCAGAGCUUGACAAAAUUGAAACAAGAAACUGUUCAGAUGGAUAUUAGGAUUGGUGUUGUGGAACACACGUUACUCCAAUCAAAACUGAAGGAGAAGUCCAAUAUGACACGGGACAUGCAUGCGACAGUUAUUCCAGAAUCAGCAAUCGGCCCUUAUUAAAGCAUACCACUUUUCAUGCUUCUCAUUAUUUGUUUUUUUAUAUCAAAUUAUUUUUCAUGUUGCUUUGAUUUCCAAAUACAAUUACACCUCUAAAAGUAUGUUCAAUGGGUAAUUUUUGCAUAUGUAUACACAAUAUUAUAUCAUGAUGAUUAUAAUGGUAAACCUCAACAUUGAAUAUAAUCUGUAAUAAAGUAAUUAAAAUUUUCUCAC